Molecule: messenger RNA, 3113 nt
Organism: Esox lucius (northern pike)
Lineage: Eukaryota; Metazoa; Chordata; Actinopteri; Esociformes; Esocidae
Product: zinc finger protein OZF-like
Exons: 3
Coding region: 385-1713 (442 amino acids)
Biological process (GO): regulation of transcription by RNA polymerase II
Cellular component (GO): nucleus
Molecular function (GO): DNA-binding transcription factor activity, RNA polymerase II-specific; RNA polymerase II cis-regulatory region sequence-specific DNA binding
Source: RefSeq, a predicted model, not a curated record
GCUUGACCAUCUGAUAUAAUUGGAAUUCAUCCACGAUUCAGAUAAGUGGAAUAGCGAUGUUUUAAUUAAUACAAAAAAACUACGUACUUCCGCUUUAACCUACAACUAGUCUCGCGAGGCUAAACCUCUCGUCAGGCCUGGUUUAAGAGGCUCCCUAACCGAAAACGAGUAGAAAAAGUAAGAAAAUUAUAAUUUCGUUUGCCUGUUUAUUGUAGAAUAAGGAUUAGCCACUCUAUACACUGACCCGCCAAUUUCUGUAAAUUCUCCUUAUCUUGAAAUAACAGAAAAACGGAGAACUAGCGCUGAACUGGUUCGCCGUCACCCUGUUUACCUUGGAAUAAUUGAACGAAUCCUACACUGAAAGAUCGUUGAGGCACGCGAAGAAUGGGAGACGGCACUUGGGAAAGAAAUCUGCUUACGUUGCAGAUGGAGGACAAACCCAGCCUGCUACUCUCCUUCCACACUGAGCCUAAAGAAGAGUCACUAGAUUCUUAUUGGGACAGUGGAGCUCAGUGUUCAUUGGUGGAUUCAGAAAUGAAAUCAGAGAAGCUAGAAAACUGCAGUCAAACACUGGGGCCAAAUGACAUUAAAUAUGAAGAGAAGAUUGGGGAUUUAACUAAUCAAGAUGAGAUGGCUGAAGUUGAUACAUUUCCUACACAUGGAGAGCAACAACAGGAAGAUUGCAGAGAUAAGUCUCAUUUCUGCACCCACUGUGGAAAACAUUUUCUUUCUAUAUCACUGCUAAAAAGACAUAUUAACAUACACUCCGGAGAGAAGCCCAACUCCUGUUCUGACUGUGGGAUGAGUUUCAUUUCAUCAUAUAAUUUAAUUAGACAUCAGAGAUUGCACACAGGAGAGAAGCCUUACUUGUGUUCUGAGUGUGGGAAGUGUUUCUCUCAUUCAGGCAGCCUUAAUAUUCACCAGCGUGUGCACACUGGAGAGAAGCCAUUCUCUUGUAGUGACUGUGGGAUGAGUUUCUCUCAAUUAGGUAGUCUUAAUAGUCACCAGCGUGUACAUACUGGCCAGAAGCCUUACUCCUGUCCUGACUGUGGGAAGAGUUUCUCUUUACCAGGUAGCCUUAAAUGUCACCAGCGCAUACAUACUGGAGUGAAGCCUUACUCCUGUCGUUACUGUGGGAAGAGUUUUUCUCAAUUAAGUAUGCUUAAAGCUCACCAACUAAUACACACUGGAGAGAAGCCAUACUCCUGUCCUGACUGUGGGAAGAGUUUCUCCAGUCGAGGUAGCCGUAUUGUUCACCAGAGCAAACAUACCGGAGAGAAACCUUACUCCUGUUCUGAGUGUGGGAAGAGUUUCUCUCAGCUAGAUAGUCUUAAAACUCACCAGCGCAUUCACACAGGAGAGAAGCCAUACUCCUGUUCUGACUGUGGGAAGGGUUUCUCUCAAUUAAGUAUGCUUAAAGCUCACCAGCGCAUCCAUACUGGAGAGAAGCCUUACUCCUGUCCUGACUGUGGGAAGAGUUUCACUCAACCAGGUACCCUUAGAAAUCACCAGCGCAUUCAUACUGGAGAGAAGCCUUUCUCCUGUCCUGGCUGUGGGAAGAGUUUCUCUCAACUAGGUAGCCUUAAUAUUCACCAGCGUAUACAUACUGGAGAGAAGCCUUACUCCUGUUCUGACUGUGGGAAGAGUUUCUCUCGACUAGGUAGCCUUAAAAUUCACCAGCGCAUACAUACUGGAGAGAAGCCUCUUCAUUGAUAUAGCACAGUUCAUACAUAGAGUCAAUACAAUGUCCUUUAAAAUGAAAAAUAAACAUUAAAAUGCAAUGGAAUAAAACAAAAAAAGUCAGAUUCUUCGAUUCUCUAACCACCCUCCAGGGGGACUCUCCAACCCGGUAUCUCAGUCUUUGCACUCCAGCGCUAGAAUGAACCCGUCAGUCUUUUGUGAAAUCUACAUCGAUGUCUUACCCGGCUGUCUCCAGGGAAAUAUUUAUGCCAUGUCUGUGUAUUAUAUUUUAUAUUCAUACUCGAUGAGUAACUGUUUCCAGAAAUGUUUACCGCACCACCCUGGUAUCUCUAUCCUUGCGCUCCAGCACUUGGAUAAAGUCGUCAGUCCUUUUGUGAGAUGAUACCCUGCAUCGAUGUCUAAACAGCAGCACGAGAACUUGCCUUAGCAGAUUGUUACAUUUACACAGAGGUUAUUCCUCUGAAUAACUUGCAUUAUCCAUCAUCCACAGAUCGUUACAUUUACAGUGGUUAUUCCUCUGGUAGCACAAGAAAAGAAACGGAAUGAUGUGCUCUGUUCUCUUGGUCCUGGUUAACAUUCUAGCAGCAGCAUUCUGAAAGAGCUGCAGCUGUUUUACAGUCUUUUGGGGAGUCCAGUUAAGAGGCCAUUACAGUAGUCAACCCAACUAGAGAUAAAAGCAUUGAUGAGCGUCUCUUGGUCUUUUUGAGUCAUCAAACCCUUGAUUCUGGAUAUAUAUUUCAGAUGAUAGACUCAGAUCUCACAUUCAACUGUCAUAUCAAAGCGUUCACCAAAACAGCAUUCUAUCAGAACACCAAUAAUACGCACUAGGCCCCUGGUUUUUAGGGCCUGGAGAGAAAGCUUAACCCUCUUCUGACUGUGGGAGGAGUUGAUGUAGCCUUAAAAAUCAGCGGCACAUACAUGCUAGAGAGAAGCCUUAUUCCUGUUCUGAAUUUGGGAAGAGUUUCAAUCGUCUUGUCUCCCUCAGAACACAUCAGAGGAUUCAUAGUACUGGAUAACACUACUUUUAAAUGUAGGAAGUGCUUUUUGACCAUCUUAACUUUCUGUCGUAGAGUACAGAGGGAACGGAAAAAUGUCAAUUCUGGAUACAUUUACUACCCCCUCAAUAAGCCUUUAUUUUGUAGUGUAUCCAUUCAGAAGUGCUCUGCUGUUAAAAAGUUUUGGGGUCACUUAGAAAUGUCCUUGUUUUCCAAGGAAACAUACAUGAAUUGAGUUUGAGUGGGAAAUACAGCAAAAUGAAUAGGAUCUAUAGUCAUUGACAUGGUUAGAAAUAAUGAUUCUUAGUUGAAAUAACAAUUGUCCUUCAGAAUUUGCCUUUGUCAAAGAAUCCUUCAUUUGCAGAAAUUACAGCCUUGCAGACCUUUGGCUUUCUAGUUGUCAGUUCGGUGAGGUAA